This is a messenger RNA of Geodia barretti, 1161 nucleotides long. The record is from the annotation of a GenBank genome assembly. Lineage: Eukaryota; Metazoa; Porifera; Demospongiae; Tetractinellida; Geodiidae.
AUGCUCUACGACUCGCGCAGCGGCGACCUGCUGUCCCUCAGCGGACAGGGCACCGCGCCGGGCAAGGCGAGUGUGGACUUCUACAAGUCUCGCGGCUUCGACGAAAUUCCCACCGGACCUGGUCCUGAUGCGCCGAUGUCCUUCACGGUGCCCGGCAUCAUCGCCGCGCUGACAUCUAUGCUUGAACGCUACGGCACCAAGACGCUGGGCGAGGUUCUUGCGCCGGCAAUCCAUCACGCCGAGUUUGGCUUCCCGAACUACGAAUACAUGCUGCAACGACUGGACAGCCCCGGCACGCGCGAGCAGUUCGACCUGUUCCCGCCCGGCGGCAGGAACAUCUUCUUCGACAACGGCAAUAUGGUAGCCGCCGAGAACGCAUCCACAGGCAACCGCGCAGACGGCAUUCGCGCCGGCAAUGACGCCUUCUAUAAGGGCGACAUAGCGAAAAGCAUCGUGGCGCACUCGCGGCAGGUCGGCGGCAUACUCAGCGAAGACGACCUUGCCAACUACGAAGCCGAAUACGGCGAGCCAAUCAAGUCAACCUUCAUGGGGCAUGAGAUAAGCAGCCAUUCGACAUGGACACAGGGCAUCAUGGCUCUGCAAAUCCUGAAUAUCCUUGAAUGCUUCGACUUGAAGGCCAUGGGGCACAACUCACCUGCUUAUACGCACACCAUGCUGGAAGCGACAAAGCUCGCAUUUGCCGACCGUGAGGUGUACUACGGCGACCCGAACUUCGCCACGGCUGGAGCCGGGCAAGCGCCCGCGCACUACGCUCAUCAACUACAUUGUUCCAAGGACGGUACGCCGGUAAUGACGGUUGGCUGCCCGGGCGGCGACCAUCAGGCGCAGGCAAAUGUGCAGCUGAUGCUAAACACCCUGGUGUUCGGCAUGAACGCGCAGGAAGCGGUGGAGGCGCCGCGCUUCGCAACGGAAAGCGUGCCCGACUCGUUCUACCCCCAUGUCUAUUACCCCAAUCGCGUGUCGCUUGAGCAGGGCUAUCCUGCCCAAAAUUGGGACACUCUGAGGGCGCUGGGACACGGUGAGUUUGUGCAGGCGGCAACCUGCGGCAUGGGCGCAACGAUUGCUCACCGCGACCCGCAGACGGGUGUUCUCAGCGCGGGCGGCGAUCCUAGGCGCGCAUGCUACGCGCUCGGCUGGUAG